This is a messenger RNA of Ricinus communis (castor bean), 881 nucleotides long. RefSeq lists its product as uncharacterized. Gene Ontology annotation, biological process: protein folding. The coding region runs from base 50 to 685 and encodes 211 amino acids. The transcript is spliced from 3 exons. The record is from RefSeq and is a predicted model, not a curated record. Lineage: Eukaryota; Viridiplantae; Streptophyta; Magnoliopsida; Malpighiales; Euphorbiaceae.
AACGCAUCGAGUCGGGGGAGUAGGUUUGCUGAAUAUUCACACAUUAAGCAUGAGAGACACUAACAUUACCAUUCUCAUUCUUCUUCCUUUAAUCGUCUUCUUUUCUCUUAACGGACAAAUUUUUCGCUUUGCCGAGGGAGGGAAGCGGAAAAUCCACAUCACCGACGAUCUAGACGACGUGAUCGACGAUGAGGAGGACGAGGCAUGGAAACAAUGGGGCAAAACACCAACAGCUCCUUCUUCCGAUGAAUUUGAUCCACCUCCCUCCGAUUUAACCCACAUGGACAUUUCUCAGAUACAGGAGUUGAUGAUGAAGCAGCAGCAUUUCGGUCCGGUUUUUGGAUUUGUUAAGCUCCGUUUGGGUGUGCGCAGGACUCCGGAUAUGGUGGCUGAGACUGCUAUGAAAUGGACAAAAGUACUAAGAACUGGAGCGGUUGAGGUGAAGUUUAAUGGUGUUGAUACAAGCACAAUUAUGUUCACCAUGGAAAAAGGUCAACAAGCGAUGGAGUUGAAGGAGUUCAUCUUAAGCGAACCAGAGGCUUAUGAGAUCAAGAUUGGGGAUCAAAUUUUUCGAAGGCCUGGAGACCCUCCUUUAGAUGAAGUUAUCAACAAGCUUCGGAGUAAGGACAAAGCAGAUGGUACUUCUCCUUCAAAGGAUGAUGAGCAUCCAAAAGACGAAUUGUAGUUUAUUGGGAACCUCCCAACAUUCAACUAGUUACUAGACAUAAAAAUCAUAACAGUAAGUCAUUGUACAUUUGACCUUGUUUUGAUUGUGACCCAUAACCUUAAACCCUCCACUUCUUCCCAGUUAACGUUGUAGCCUCUGAUCUCAUUGAUCUCUUAUCUGAUUCUGUUGUUAUAUAUAAUCCUAGUUCAGCUUA